Molecule: messenger RNA, 1551 nt
Organism: Oncorhynchus masou masou (cherry salmon)
Lineage: Eukaryota; Metazoa; Chordata; Actinopteri; Salmoniformes; Salmonidae
Gene: grk1b
Product: G protein-coupled receptor kinase 1 b
Biological process (GO): signal transduction; protein phosphorylation; regulation of signal transduction
Cellular component (GO): cytoplasm
Molecular function (GO): ATP binding; G protein-coupled receptor kinase activity
Source: RefSeq, a predicted model, not a curated record
AUGGAUAUGGGUGGUCUACAAAACAUUGUGGCCAAUCGUGGUAGUGUCGAUGGCAUGGCGGUGUCGACCAUGCGUGACAAGAAGUUUCGUGCCAAGCUCAGCCUCCCGCACAUCAAGAAGAGCGAGCACAUGAAGACCACGGUGGACUCCGGCUUCGACAGCAUGUGUGUCAAGCAGCCCAUUGGCAAGCGGCUCUUCCAGCAGUACCUGGAGCGUGAUGCAACCCACAAGAACGCCUGCGAACUCUGGAAGGACAUCGAGGAUUACAACAUCACCCAGGAGAAGUGCCGGGUGCAGAAGGCCCAGAAGAUCAUCAACAAGUUCUACGAAUCCAAGUCCAAGAUCUUUUGCAGCUUCCUGGAGGAGAAGGCUGUGACACGCAUCAUGGAGGACCACAAGAGCAUCCACGGAGACCUGUUCAAGGAGAGUGAGCAGCAGCUUUUAAAGCACCUGGAGGCCAAGGCUAUGUCCGGCUUUAAGAACAGCAUGUACUUUCUGCGUUACAUCCAGUUCAAGUGGUUGGAAGCCCAGCCCAUUGAUGAGGACUGGUUAAUGGACUUCAGAGUGCUGGGGAAGGGAGGGUUUGGGGAGGUACACGCCUGCCAGAUAAAGGCCACAGGCAAGAUGUAUGCCAACAAAAAGCUGGACAAAAAAAGGCUGAAGAAACAUAGAGGCUACGAGGGAGCGAUCGUGGAGAAACGUAUUCUGGCGAAGGUGCACAGUCGUUUUAUCGUAUCGUUGGUGUAUGCCUUCCAGACCAAGACUAACCUCUGCCUAGUUAUGACCAUCAUGAACGGAGGAGAUCUCAGGUUUCACAUGGUAUAUAAUGUGGACGAGAAGAACCCUGGUUUCGAUGAGACGAGAGCUUGUUUCUACUCAGCCCAGAUCAUCGUGGGUAUGGAGCAUCUUCAUCAGCACAGGAUCAUCGACAGGGAUCUGAAACCAGAGAAUUUGCUGCUGGAUGAUGCAUGACAUGUGCUUCUGUCUGAUUCGGGUCUUGUUGUUGAGCUUCAAACCAAAGGAUAUGCAGGCACACGGUAUGAGAUGAUCCAGGCCAAGGGCCCCUUCAGAACCAGAGGACAGAAGGUAGAAAACACUGAGGUGCAGCGGCGAAUCUUAAAUGAUGCAGUGGUGUUCACAGACAAGUUCAGCAAAGACGGCAAGGCUAUCUGUGAAGGCCUGAUGGAAAAAGAUCCGGUAAAGUGUCUUGGCUUUAAGAACAACGAGUGUGCAGCGCUCAAGGCCCAGCCCUUCUUCAAAGAACUCAACUGGGGACAUUUGGAAGCAGGAUGGUGCCCGGCACCGUUCGCCCCGAACCCCAAGGCGGUGUAUGCCAAAGACAUCCACAAAGUGGGAGCCUUUAGCUCCAUCAAGGGGGUGGUCAUCGAAGCCAAGGACAAUGAGUUCAAUGACGACUUCUCUUCUGGCAACGUGCCCAUCCCCUGGCAGGAGGAGAUGAUAGAGACAGGGGUGUUCGGAGAGCUCAACCUCUGGGCGCCAGGGGGCAAUCCGGCAGCAAACUCUCUCCAAAAGUUCAGUGAGGAUCUCUGA